Molecule: messenger RNA, 1280 nt
Organism: Vigna radiata var. radiata (mung bean)
Lineage: Eukaryota; Viridiplantae; Streptophyta; Magnoliopsida; Fabales; Fabaceae
Product: mannan endo-1,4-beta-mannosidase 1-like
Exons: 5
Coding region: 18-1223 (401 amino acids)
Molecular function (GO): hydrolase activity, hydrolyzing O-glycosyl compounds
Source: RefSeq, a predicted model, not a curated record
UUCAAAACUUGGCCUUGAUGAGUUUUAUGAUGAUCUUGUGCAUCAGUCUAUACGUCAAUUGCAUUGAUAUUCCUGAAAAAAGAAUAUUUGCCCAAAGACCUAAAGAUUUCAUUAAACGAAAUGGCACCCGUUUUUUUCUAAAUGGGAAGCCACACUACUUCAACGGAUUCAAUGCAUAUUGGCUAAUGACUUUUGCAGCCGACCCAUCUACAAGUUCUAAGGUCACUGCAGUUUUUCAACAAGCUUCCCAACAUGGUUUAAACUUAGCAAGAACCAUGGCAUUCAAUGAUGGAGGUUACAGAGCCCUUCAAACUUCACCUGGUAUUUACGACGAGAAUGUUUUCAGGGCAUUGGAUGCUGUGAUAUCAGAAGCAGGAAAGUAUGGGAUACGAUUGAUUCUAAGCCUGGUAAAUAAUUGGAAAGAUUUGGGUGGAAAGAAUCAGUAUGUUCAAUGGGCAAAACAACGUGGUCAGAACGUAAGCACUGAAGAUGACUUCUUCUCUAACUCCAUGACUAAGCAAUUCUACAAAAAUCAUGUCAAGACAGUGCUCACAAGAAAAAACACAGUGACUGGAUUAUUCUACAAGGAUGACCCCACCAUUUUUUCGUGGGAGCUCAUGAAUGAACCUCGUUCUUCAGACUUUUCCGGGAAACAAGUUCAGGAUUGGGUGAGUGAGAUGGCUGCUUAUGUGAAGUCCAUUGACAACAAACACUUACUGCAAGUAGGGCUUGAAGGGUUUUAUGGUAAUUCAAUGCCAGAAAGAGGACUGAUCAAUCCUGAUGGAUACCAUACAGGAACCGAUUUCAUUUCUAACAACCUAGUUCCUGAAAUCGAUUUUUCUUCCAUUCAUGCUUACCCUGAUGAAUGGAUGGCGCGGUUUAACCAAUCACAUCAAGAUGUCUUCACUGAAAAAUGGGUUAGCACGCAUAUUGAAGAUGCAAAAAAUGUUGUACGAAAGCCCAUUCUUCUUACGGAGUUUGGGUUAAAUAAAGCAUUUCGAGGAUACAGCAAUGGUAAAAGGGACCGAUUGUAUGCAAAAGUUUACAAAUGGGUAUACGGCAGCGCUAGGCAGAGGGGAGCAUGUGCUGGUUCAGCUUUUUGGCAACUAUUUGUUGAAGGAAUGGAUAACAUGGCUGAUGGUUAUGAUAUCAUCUUUCAACGGAAUCCUUCCACUGCCAAAAUCAUCGCCCAACAAUCUUUAAGGAUGUCUCGUAUUCGAUAGUCAUAUGUCGUAUUUCUCUUUAAAUCAAAUAAAUGAUUAUCGUCUACAAACUAUAGC